AACCGUCCGCAACCGCAAACGCUAGCUGGAACCAGCUUUUGAUUUUAAAAGGUUCGGAGCGAUUUGAAACGAUUUGUAACGGUUUGUAUGAUUAUUUCGAAACGCUGUCAACCGCAAAAAACUGCGUUUGCGGGUGGUAGAGGAGAAACUAGUCAGACCCUAACUAAUCAACAUAUUGAACGAAAAGAAAAUCCAGGUAUCUUAACAUAUUCACUAUAAUACUUCUUCCAUUUUGCAAAAAGUGUCAAUUUGACUUUUUUCAGACAAAUUAACCAAACAAGCUCUUUCCAAAACUCUUCAUUUUCUGAGAACCAUUUGCGAGACGUUUCAUCUUUCUCUCGAUUUUAGUCUAAUGAAUUCUUCUUUUCUCUUCACGGUGUGUGUUGCUGCAACAUGCUUCUUCACACUUUUGGGUACACUGUUUUUCAUGCGUUACAGAAAAUCCAGGUUCCGUGAAAAUAACGAAACUGUGAAUUCCUCCUCUGUAUCAACUGUGCCUCCACCAUCUUGUGUGUCCCGUAAUUGGGUACACACUGUCUUUCCGAGCUUCCACGGGGAAGAUGUCCGCACAUCCUUGCUCACUCACAUUCUGAAGGAGUUCAAAAGCAAAGCAAUCUACCCAUUCAUUGAUGAGAAGAUGAAGAGAGGAAAAAUUAUUGACCCUGAGUUGAAAAAGGCUAUCCAAGGAUCAAGGAUCGCGGUUGUCUUGCUCUCCAAAAACUAUGCUUCUUCGUCAUGGUGUCUUGACGAAUUGGUGGAGAUUAUGAAGUGCCAGGAAGAGUUAGAUCAAACGGUGAUACCCAUCUUCUAUGAAGUGAAUCCAAGUGACGUCAAGAAGCAGAGGGGAGAUUUCGGAAAAGUCUUCAAAAAAACUUGCGAGGGUAAAACAAAUGAGGUAAUUGAGAAAUGGAGUCAAGCUCUCUCAAAAGUGGCCACAAUAACCGGUUACCAUUCUAUCAACUGGAAUGAUGACGCGAAAAUGGUCGAAGAUAUUACCACCGAAAUUCUGAACACGUUGAUUAAUUCCACGCCAUCAAGAGAUUUCGACGGCUUAGUUGGGAUGGGAGCUCAUAUGGAGAAGAUAGAACCCUUGUUACGCCCAGAUUUGAAAGAAGAAGUGAGGAUGAUAGGGAUUUGGGGGCCGCCUGGUAUUGGCAAGACCACCAUUGCCAGAUUUUUGUUUCACCAACUAUCUUCCAAUAAUGACAACUUCCAACAUACCGUAUUUGUGGAGAACGUCAAAGCAAUGUAUACAACAAUACCAGUUUCUUCAGAUGACUACAAUGCGAAGUUGCAUCUGCAGCAAAGUUUCCUUUCUAAAAUAAUCAAGAAGGAUAUAGAAAUCCCACAUUUAGGAGUUGCACAAGACACGUUGAAAGACAAGAAAGUUCUAGUUGUUCUUGAUGACGUUAAUCGGUCAGUACAACUAGAUGCCAUGGCAGAAGAAACUGGGUGGUUCGGUAAUGGAAGUAGGAUUAUCUUUACAACCCAAGAUCGACACCUUUUGAAGGCACAUGGGAUCAACGACCUUUAUGAGGUGGGUUCUCCGUCAACAGAUGAGGCUCUUCAAAUAUUUUGUACGUAUGCUUUUCGUCAAAAGUCUCCUAAAGCUGGUUUUGAGGACCUUUCUCGGGAAGUGACCAAACUUGCUGGUGACCUCCCUUUAGGACUUAAGGUAAUGGGUUCUUGCUUGCGAGGACUGUCCAAAGAAGAAUGGAAAAAUAAACUACCGAGUUUAAGGAACAACCUGCACGGGGAUAUUGAGAGUGCUUUAAAGUUCAGCUAUGAUGCCUUGCGUAGAGAAGAUAAAAAUUUAUUUCUUCAUAUAGCUUGUUUUUUCAACCAUGAAAAAAUUGAGAUUGUGGAACAUAUUCUUGCCAGGGCGUUCUUGAACGUUAGGCAAGGGAUUCAUGUCUUAACUGAGAAAUCUCUCAUAUCCACCAACUCAGAAUAUGUUGUAAUGCAUGAUUUACUAGCACAACUAGGUAGAGAAAUUGUGCGAAACGUGUCUACUAGUGAACACUUGACCCGUGAGCCUGGACAACGUCAGUUUCUGGUUGAUGCAAGAGAUAUCUGCGAAGUACUCAGUGAUGAUACAGCCGGUACUAGCAGUGUUAUAGGAAUAAAUCUCAAGUUAUCUAAGGCAGAGGAAAGAUUACAUACAAGUGAAAGCGCUUUUGAGAGAAUGACUAAUCUCCAAUUCUUAAGAAUCGAUAGUGGUUACAAUGGACUGUACUUUCCGCAAAGUCUAAACUCAAUAUCUCGAAAAAUUAGACUACUAGAAUGGAAUGAUUUUCCAAUGACAUGUUUGCCUUCUAAUUUUAGUCCGCAGUUCCUCGUCAAACUAUGCAUGCAGGGGAGCAAGCUUAAGAAGUUGUGGGAUGGAAUUCAACCGCUUAGAAAUUUGAAGUGGAUGGAUUUGAGAUCUUCCAAAAACCUGAAGAAGAUUCCUGAUCUCUCAACUGCCACUAAUCUCACGUACUUAUGCCUCCGUGGAUGCUCAAGUCUGGAGAACCUCCCAUCUUCUAUUGGCAAUGCAACUAAUCUCCUAAAUCUUGAUCUCAGUGAUUGUACAAGGCUGGUGAACCUCCCUUCUUCUAUUUGGAAUGCAAUUAAUCUCCAAACUUUCGAUCUCAAAGAUUGCUCAAGUUUGGUUGAACUUCCCCUUUCUAUUGGGAAUGCGAUUAAUCUCAAGUCAUUAAAUCUCGGUGGAUGCUCAAGUCUGAAGGACCUCCCAUCUUCUAUUGGCAAUGCACCUAAUCUCCAAAAUCUCUAUCUCGAUUAUUGUUCAAGUCUGGUGAAUCUUCCUUCUUCUAUUGAGAAUGCAAUUAAUCUCCAAGUUUUGGAUCUCAAAUAUUGCUCAAGUUUGGUUGAGCUUCCUAUUUUUAUUGGGAAUGCAACUAAUCUCAGAUACUUAGAUCUUAGUGGUUGUUCAAGUCUUGUGGAGCUCCCUUCCUCUGUGGGAAAGCUUCAUAAAUUGCCCAAGUUGACCAUGGUAGGGUGCUCAAAGCUUAAGGUUCUUCCCAUCAACAUCAACAUGGUGUCACUGAGAGAGCUUGAUCUCACUGGCUGCUCAUCUUUAAAAAAAUUUCCUGAGAUUUCCACAAACAUUAAACAUCUCCAUCUCAUUGGAACGUCAAUAGAAGAAGUUCCUUCGUCGAUCAAGUCGUGGCCUCAUCUUGAACACCUGAGAAUGUCAUACAGCCAAAACCUCAAGAAAUCCCCUCAUGCAUUGGACACCAUCACAGAGCUGCAUAUAACAGAUACAGAAAUACUAGAUAUUGGUUCAUGGGUCAAGGAACUCUCUCAUCUAGGCCGACUUGUACUCUACGGAUGCAAGAACCUGGUAUCUCUCCCACAGCUUCCAGGUUCCCUACUAGACCUUGAUGCAUCAAACUGUGAGUCCCUGGAGAGACUAGAUAGCUCCCUUCACAACCUGAAAUCUACUACUUUCAGAUUCAUUAACUGCUUCAAACUUAAUCAAGAAGCCAUACAUCUCAUCAGCCAGACUCCAUGUCGCCUAGUUGCAGUUUUACCCGGUGGAGAAGUGCCUGCCUGCUUUACUUACCGAGCUUUUGGGAAUUUCGUAACAGUAGAGUUGGAUGGGAGGUCUCUUCCUAGAUCGAAAAAAUUUAGGGCUUGCAUCUUGUUGGAUUAUCAGGGCGACAUGAAAAAACCGUGGGCGGCAUGUAGCGUUACAUCGGAACAGACUUACACUUCAUGUAGCGCAAUACUACGUCCAGUUUUAUCGGAGCAUCUGUAUGUUUUCAAUGUUGAAGCACCAGACAGGGUGACUUCCACCGAGCUUGUGUUUGAGUUCAGGGUCUUCCGCACUAACAUUUUCCCCACUAACACCUUGAAGAUAAAAGAAUGUGGGAUACUACAACUCCUGGAAGAGGCUGAUGAUGAACAUCGUCAGAGCUUCUCUAGUGACGAUGACGAUUAUUAAUAUUCAAAUACCGAGAAUUUGAGUCAAACAUUGAGCAGGGACGAAGAAGAGCAGGCGAAAUAACAUGAGUUUUGUUCGUGAAGAUGUAUAUAAGGAGGACUUACGUCUUUUGUGAUUCCUUCUUCUACGUUCUACAAAAAAGCUUUUAGGGUACUUCUUGAGUAUGUAAACAAAUAAUAGCACUGUUGGAGCAGGAUUUAUCACAUAAAUCCGGUUCAGCAAAAGCCCAACGCAUAACAGACUAAAUCCAGCAAAGCCAAGCCAUUCCAGUCCAAAGGGCUACCUCGCAGCCCCAGGUAGUAAGCUCUGAGUUUACGGAUAAGGAUAAAUUAUCCGGUCACCUCGUGGUCAUGCGGCUACCAAACAAAUCGAGAUUUCCGGAGUUGCCAUUGCACGUACGUCAAAGAUACACGUAGUAGUUGGAGUGAGCUGAUUAGCAUAUAAGGCAGAGCCAAGAUCACUAAAAGAGAAUCAAACCUGAAGCACACACCCCGAGUCGAGAUUUGGAUUACUCUUUCUUCAUUUUGUUCUUGAGCUUUGUUCCUUGUGUAUUUACGGAUUCACUUUAUUCAAUAUAUUUCAGUUCAGUUCGUGCAAACUAUCUUUAAGAUCUACUAACAGAGACGUUUUCCCACCGUUUCCCUAAACGUUACUCUACAUUAAUCAAAUUUCUGAUUGUGGGUUUUAACUCCCACAAGCAGCAUCCUAAAAGAGAUGGAAAUCACUAUAUACAAGUUAGUAGAUACAGUGAAUAUCUUAAGAGCCUAAAACAUUAAGGAGAAGAUGAACUUACUGUGCUGAAUUUCAAUAUUUUCUGAUGUUUAUCCUUGUCGUUGGGCGUAUGUACCAAAUAGCAAACUUUUCCUUAAAAAAUGACUAAACCAUAAGAGCUUAGAGCCAUUGCGUAAAGCUAAGCAUGGAAACAUGAUUAGUUACGGCUUUAGCUUUCUUAGUCACCGAAAAAAGUAUUAUAUCUAACGACAAUCCACUAAUUGGUUCAUGAUCAUCGAUCCAAAAACAUUGAUAUGGCACGUUGGAAAUAGAGAACUUCAGAGAAAAGACUCUUGAUGCACAACGUUUUCCACUUCCUCUUGGCAUUUGUUUUUGGUUCUUCAAUUUUUGGUUAAAUGAUCAAAUAUUUAAAUCAUAUUUCUCUUUCAAUUGUAAGUAAAACAAAAUGUUAAAUAGUAAAAUAUCCUACCAUUAUCAGGACGAUGAUUUUACAAUAUCUUCUCUAUUAAAAGAAA
Molecule: messenger RNA, 5196 nt
Organism: Brassica napus (rape)
Lineage: Eukaryota; Viridiplantae; Streptophyta; Magnoliopsida; Brassicales; Brassicaceae
Product: disease resistance protein TAO1-like
Exons: 4
Coding region: 353-3949 (1198 amino acids)
Biological process (GO): defense response; signal transduction
Molecular function (GO): ADP binding; protein binding; ATP hydrolysis activity
Source: RefSeq, a predicted model, not a curated record